Messenger RNA from Onthophagus taurus, 4422 nucleotides. Lineage: Eukaryota; Metazoa; Arthropoda; Insecta; Coleoptera; Scarabaeidae. The record is from RefSeq and is a predicted model, not a curated record.
UUGUAACGUAAAGUUGGUGAGAGUAUAACAUUUUCACUCCGAGAAAAGUUCGACGAUUUUAAACUUUGAAAAUAUUUUUCGUAUAAACUUUUCAUACCAAGCAACCAUACGAGAUGUGUUUAAAACUUUAACGAUAAGAAAGUUGACUUACUAACACCGUUUUCGUGUUGAGAUUUUUUCACAAAAUUUUAGAUUUUAAAGAAAAAGAAUACGAUUGAGGGAAAAAAAUUCCACAUGAAUUCGUCAUCGUUUUUAAUCUAGUCAAAUUCUUAUAAAUUAAAAAUGAUAGAAUAAAAGAAACCGAAUCAAUAUGUUUUCCAAGAAAACCAUUUUAAUAGCGAUUGGUGUCGUUUUAGUAAACAUAGCAAUAGCGGAUAUUUCUAGAAAUUCGAGAACACGAAAACAAUCAUCCAAUUAUAAUCAUCAAACGUUAAAAAAGCCGAACAUUAUCCUGAUUUUAACGGACGAUCAGGAUGUUGAGUUGGGUUCGAUGAAUUUUAUGCCAAAGACAACGAGAUCAAUCAGAUACAAAGGAGCCGAAUGUAGACAUGCUUAUGUAACGACGCCGAUGUGUUGUCCUUCAAGAUCUUCACUUUUAACUGGAAUGUAUGUGCAUAAUCACAACGUUUAUACAAACAACGAUAAUUGUUCUAGCACGCAUUGGCAAACUUAUCAUGAAACAAGAUCAUUUGCUACUUAUUUGUCUAAUGCUGGAUAUAGAACAGGUUAUUUUGGAAAGUAUUUAAAUAAAUAUAACGGAUCUUACAUUCCUCCUGGUUGGAGGGAAUGGGGUGGAUUAAUUAUGAACUCUAAAUAUUAUAAUUAUUCGAUAAAUAUGAAUGGAAAGAAAAUUAAACAUGGGUUUGAUUAUCAUAAGGAUUAUUACCCAGAUUUAAUAGUAAACGAUUCAAUAGCUUUUUUGCGACAAUCGAAAAAAACCAACGCAAACAAACCGGUAAUGUUAACGAUGUCUUUUCCGGCACCUCACGGUCCAGAAGAUUCAGCACCACAAUAUUCACAUUUAUUCUUCAACGUGACCACUCACCACACGCCAUCUUAUGAUCACGCACCGAAUCCAGACAAACAAUGGAUUUUACAAAUAACGAAUCGAAUGAAACCUAUUCAUCGCCAAUUUACUGAUUUAUUAAUGACCAAACGAUUACAAACUUUGCAAUCGGUUGACGCAGCUGUACAAAGAGUGAUUGAUGAGUUGGAAAAUUUGGGCGAAUUGGAUAAUACAUAUAUUGUUUAUACUUCAGAUCAUGGUUAUCAUUUAGGACAAUUCGGGUUAAUAAAAGGUAAAAGUUUUCCUUUUGAAUUCGACGUUCGAGUACCAUUUUUAGUUCGGGGUCCGGGGGUGGCACCGGGGUCUGUUGUUGAUGAUAUAGUUCUAAACAUUGAUUUAGCACCAACAUUUUUGCACAUGGCUGGAGUUGAGGCACCUUCUCACAUGGAUGGGAAAUCAGUACUUCCUUUAUUCUUAAACACAAAGAAGCGACAUCGAUGGCCCGACACUUUCCUCAUAGAAAGUUCUGGUAGAAGAGACACCCCCGAAUCUCGUAAAGCAAAUAAAUACUCAGCGGCAGCAAACGGAGUCCAAAUCCCUGACUUAACAACGCUUUCCCCAUUUUCCUCAACCCCCACUCAACCCAACCCAUCAUCCGAAUCAUCCAACAUUACAAGUAGCCUGAAUCAAUUUUCCACAAUGAUUGGAACAAUCCCUACUUCAUCAUCUAAAAGAUACUUUGAAUCGGAAGAAGUUUCACCAUUAGAAGAAGACGAAGAUGAUGACGAUGGUGGGUUAGCCGACGAUGAAUUUGAGAAUGAAGAAGAAACGGACGAUGAAUUAGAAGUGAAUGAUGAUAUACACGAAAGAAAUCAAAUUAAACCGGCCGAUUCCAACUUAGACAAUCAAUUAUCACCUGAACGUCUUCAACCAGUGAAUAAAUUAGAAAGACUUGCGAAAGAAUGCGCUCAUUCUGAUUUAAAACUACCAUGCAAACCGGGUCAAAAAUGGUAUUGCGAAUACCAACACGGAAGAUGGAGAAAACAUAAAUGCAAAACUCAAAUUCCAUAUAAUUUCAAACCGAACAAGAAAAAUUAUAAACAAUGUGCUUGCUUCACACAAGAAAAAUUGGUUUAUAAAAAACUUCCAGUUAAUAUAACAUCAAAAAGAAAUUCAAGAUUUCGCGUAAAAAGAGACGCCAAACUAGAAGAAAUCGUCUUUCAUCAUCUCCACAACGAUAACAUACACAAACUAUCUUCCAGAGUAAAAAGAGAUAGCUUAAGACAUGUUGAUUCAGUUUUAGCGUCAUUAGAAGAUGCUUUAUCUGGUUUACAAAAAGCAAACGCUUCGUUAAGAGAGGUUCCAAUCGGUCUUCCAAAAAGCAACAUCGAAACUAACGCAAUCGAAGAUGUUUCGCAUGGAUGCAUUCGAGUAUCAAAAGGAAACGUAAAUUGUUCAAUGGAAGUCUAUAAUAAUCGAAAAACAUGGAAAAAAGAACGGCAACACAUCGAAGCUGAAAUACAACGAUUAAAACAACAAUUAGAAAACUUAAAAGAAAUUAGGAGACAUUUAAAACAAGCCAAACCAAACGGCGAGGAUGACACCCAAGAUGGUGAUGAAGAAAAUUCAACCGAUAUAAACAAUAAUAAUAACAACAACGUAGAUAAUUCAAUACAAUUAGGGAUUUCAAACCGUCAAGUGAUUCAACAAACAACGGAAUUUUUCGAUAUUCUAAACACAUCGACACAAAAACCCGGAAAUAGAGGAUAUAAUCGAACUGGAAGAAGAAGAAUACGACCCCUUUUUAAUAUUACCGAUUUUGAUGGGUUAAAUUUUGAAAAUGAUACCUUAGAAUUUAACCUUUCUGAUACAACAACUCAUCGACCAGUUAGACAUAAUCACACACGAAGGAUUCAUACCACUCAAAGGCCGCUUGAUGAAACAAGUUCUAACAUUUACGAUAUAUUUUCUACACAAUUGAGGGUGAAAUCAACCACGCCACGACCGAAUUUCCUCGAAAUCAACCGAGAACAUUGUUAUUGCGCUGUUGAUGAAGAAGAAGAUAUCGAUAGAGAACGGAGACGUAAAAUUAAAGAGGAUAGAAUGAAUAAAAAGGCGAGGAAGUUGCGGAAAAAGGCUCAAUUGGAAAAGGAAUGUUUAUCGGAGAAGAUUCAUUGUUUUCGACAUGAUAAUGAUCAUUGGAAAACUGCACCGUUAUGGACAGCUGGACCAUUUUGUUUUUGUAUGAACGCUAAUAAUAAUACUUAUAAUUGUUUAAGAACUAUAAAUGCUACUCAUGAUCUUUUAUACUGUGAAUUUGUCACUGGAAUGGUUACUUAUUAUAAUUUAAGAAUGGAUCCUUUUGAGUUACAAAACCGUAUUAAUCAUUUAAAACCCGAAGAACGAUCUUACCUUCAUGAUCAAUUAAUGGCAUUGAUGGCUUGUAAAGGAAAGGAAUGCAUGUUAAAUCAUCAUCAUCACCCGCAACAACCGGCUUUACAAAAUCCCAAUCGAAGACCAAAUCAAUUUUCUAAUAAUUACAAUCAACCGCACAAUACUCAUAGAUCAAAAAAAAGAAGAUAUGAUGAAUUUAAUAUUGCGAGAACGCUUCCAUUACAAUCGGAGUAUUCAUCAAGACAACAGUACCCUACAAACGACAAUCGCCCAUUCAAUAUGUCGAAGCCAUGGAGAAGGAGGAAGACCUGGACAUGGAGACAGAUACGAGAAAAGGAACGUAGGAGGCACACAACACCUUCAGGACUCAAAAAGAAAUGGAACCAGUAGGUACUCAAGAACGUACUAAGGAAAUUCGAUCAUAAUACUCAAAAUAGUAUUUUGGGAAUCGAUUCAAUGACUAUCAACUUAUUAUUUAAAUUAUUUAUUUCUCGAUGUAAUCGUGAUGUGAACAUCGCAUGACUGAGAAAACGUAAAAAAAAAUUGCAUAAAAAGAAAAAAAAAUUUAUUGUGUCGCUGUAUAGAAAUGUGAUCUCUAAUUUAUUGAAUUUACUUUUAAUAUAAAAAAGGGCUUCUAGGAGCUUAAUGCUUUGUGUGUCUCAACGUGUAACGACGCGAAAGGCCGCGACAACAAUCAAUUUCGAUUAGAAUAUAUGAAACCAAUAAUAAUUGCUAAGUUUUAAUAAUGAAAAAUAGAGCGAGAACGCGUAGAAAUGUGUAAAGUGUAGUUAGGUACCUGUCGAUAACUAAAUAAUGAUUUUUGUAAUGUGCAACGAAACUGUUUUUAUUCUAAUUUAAGUGUACAUAUUGUGUCGUCUCGAAAGCUGUUUUAUACCAUUUCCUCAUACUCUGUAAUUGUUUUUUUUUAAUAACAUUUUCAACGAAUGUGAUACGGCUCAUACAGAUGUAAUUAUGUAAUGGCAAUAGUGAUUAAAUAAAAAAUAAAGGCAAUAAUUUUAAAA